Messenger RNA from Meleagris gallopavo (turkey), 805 nucleotides. Lineage: Eukaryota; Metazoa; Chordata; Aves; Galliformes; Phasianidae. The record is from RefSeq and is a predicted model, not a curated record.
GGGGAGAGGAGGGCGGCCGUUUUUUGGUGGGGCGAGUGAGUGUCAGCCCUACCCCUCACCUCAUGCCCGCAGCUCUGCUCUUCCUCUUCGCGAUGCACGACCACGACCGGAGCGGGCAGCUGGACGGACUGGAGCUGCUACAGCUGCUGGGGGCGGUGCUGACCCAGGGGGGCGCGGGGCGGCCCAGCUCCGAGGCGGUGGCCGCCCUGGUGGACCGCGCUCUGGAGCAACGGGACCGUAGUGGGGACGGACUGCUGGACCCCCCCGAGUUGCUGCUGCCCGCCCCGGCAUGGGGACCCCCGCGAGGAGGCGGCGCUGCCCUCGAGGAGAGGGCGGAGGGGCACGUUGGGGAGCAGGAGGGCAUCCCCGCGGUGGGGGAGGAGACGCUGGGAGGGGACGCGGGGACGAGCAGCCCCCCAGAAGGACAGGUUCUGCGGAGGGAUGGCGGCGUCCAGGCAGAGGGUCAGGGAAUCCCCGAGGUCGGAGCUCCCUUGGAAGAAGACGAGACGGCGGAAUCCGAGACGGUCAUCGAGGACAGAGAGCCCCGGGUCGAGCCCCCCGAGGCGCCGGCAUCCCCCGCCUGGGGGGAUCCCGGGGAGAUGUAGGCGCGAGAAGGGACUGCGGGCUGUUCCCCGCCUCAUGGCUGUGGGGGCUAUCGGAGCUGAGGGCCUUCCCACGCGCUUCCCCCGCCGCAGCGGGCUCGAUUGCAAGGGGUGGGGGGAGUCAGGACACGCGGGUUCGCGCUGUAACGCGGGGCCGAGGAAUACAGCCGUUGCUGCCCACAGUGUGAACAGAGCAGGGGGGC